Messenger RNA from Schizophyllum commune H4-8, 528 nucleotides. RefSeq lists its product as uncharacterized. The coding region runs from base 1 to 528 and encodes 175 amino acids. Gene Ontology annotation, cellular component: transcription regulator complex; PcG protein complex. The record is from RefSeq and is a predicted model, not a curated record. Gene Ontology annotation, biological process: regulation of transcription by RNA polymerase II. Gene Ontology annotation, molecular function: RNA polymerase II cis-regulatory region sequence-specific DNA binding; DNA-binding transcription factor activity, RNA polymerase II-specific. Lineage: Eukaryota; Fungi; Basidiomycota; Agaricomycetes; Agaricales; Schizophyllaceae. The transcript has 3 exons.
AUGCCUUCGGAGGACGAUAGCCAAUCGGGGGCGCGUAGUGAUUCGACGUCGUCUGGCCAGGCGAUGGACGAGGGAGUUGAUGUGGGGAGCGAUGGGAAUACUCAGGGCACGUCCUCGAGGCCCUCCAAGCAACACCCUUGCCCGAACUGCGGUAAGGUGUUCAGUCGCCCAAGCAGUCUCAAGACGCACAUGAACACGCAUACAGGCGACAAACCCUUCAAAUGCGGCUUCCCCGGCUGCGACAUGGCCUUCGCUGCCACCUCCAACGCGCGGCGGCACCGCCGCCUGCACGGCGAUGCAUUCUUUCGCAAGUACAAGCCGGAGAAGGAGAUUGAGUUCUGCAACCCCGUCGUGCAUGAUGUGCGGGACCCGCUCAUGGACAGUCCGACGCGCGCGAACGGGAAGGGCUUGAAGUGGAUGCCGGCGAAGGUGCCGAAGGAGCACGUCUCGCGCAAGAUUGACCUCAAGUCCGGCCAGGCGUCGGCUGGGGCGUCGCGGCACGUGUAUAUGGCCAAUCUGAAGGGUUGA